Molecule: messenger RNA, 873 nt
Organism: Lucilia sericata (common green bottle fly)
Lineage: Eukaryota; Metazoa; Arthropoda; Insecta; Diptera; Calliphoridae
Exons: 2
Coding region: 95-619 (174 amino acids)
Source: RefSeq, a predicted model, not a curated record
AACCAUCGAAGAAUGGAAAGCUAUAUCUGAGGAGUUUUUGCAUAAGUGGAAUUUUCCCAAUUGCAUAGGAGCUUUAGACGGAAAGCACGUGGUUAUGAAAGCACCAGCACAUUCAGGAAGUAUUUAUUACAAUUAUAAAGGCACACAUAGCAUAGUCCUAAUGGGGAUUUCGGAUGCAUCUUAUAAAUUCCUGUAUAUUGAUGUUGGAUCAAAUGGUCGGAUAUCAGAUGGUGGCGUUUUUCGCAAAAGUUCCUUCAAUGAAGCUAUGACCAAUAAUAAACUUAAUUUGCCACCUUCUGAACCACUUCCAUCUAGAAAUAUUCCGGUACCAUAUGUGCUUGUUGCUGAUGAUGCAUUCGCUAUCUCACCACACUUGUUAAAACCCUAUAGCUUGCGAACAUUAACGGCAACACAAAGAAUUUAUAAUUAUAGAUUGUCAAGAGCGAGAAGGGUUAUAGAAAAUGCUUUCGGAAUUCUAUCUGCUCGUUUUAGAAUAUUACGAAGCGCAAUAAUGCUUGAACCCACGAAAGUACGCACAAUAACUUGUGCUUGCUGUGCUCUGCACAAUUUUUUGAUGACCCAAAAAAAAAACCGUAUAUUUCAAUCCGAAAUUGGUUGACCACUAUUCCGAGGAUGGCACUCUAAUCCCUGGUGAAUGGCGGAAUGACAUCGACCAAAAUUUACCAAACCUCCGACCACACCGCUCAUAUGUUAAUCAAGAAACCUCAGUAAUUCGAGAAGAAUUCUCCCAAUAUUUUAUUGAAGAGGGAGAAGUUCCGUUUCAAUAUAAACAUAUAUAAAAAUUCUACAGAAAGACUGUUGGUUUUUUAUAUAGCUAAUUCAGUUAUUAAUAUUACCACGAUAAUAAAGAAA